GUUCUCCUGCGCUCUCCACUGCUUCUCCUUGCUUCCCCAAUUCGCUCUUGACACCGAGAGAGACCUUGAUGGCAAGCGCGGCGGGGUCGACCAACAACGUGGGUGCUGCCGGCGGCGGCGAGGGGACUUUUUCCUCGUCGUCGUCCAGCAACCUCCGGGCCAGGCGGCGCCGCAUCGCCGCCGCCGCCGCCGCCAUGGCCCGCUCCGGGUCCGACGUGCCAGCUGAGCCGGCGGAUCCGGCGACGACCCCCGCCGUGGUCUGCGCGCUGCCCGCGGCGGCGCCGGUGGCGUUCGGGUCGGUUGCGCUGGCCGGGCGGAUGCGGCAGAUGGAGGACGUCGUGUUGCUCCGCCCGGGGUUCUUCGUGUGGGCCGACGGUUCCCCGAUGAACCUCUUCGCUGUCUUCGACGGCCAUGGCGGGCCGCACGUGGCGGAGAUAUGCAAGCAGCAGAUGCCGGCGGCGCUGGAGGAGGAGCUCUCGGCGGCGGCGGCGCGGCUCCACGGACAGCAGCAGCAGCCGACGGUGAGGGACGAGGUGGCGGCGUGGAUCGAGGCGCUGCGGCGUGCCUUCGCCCGCGUGGACGCCGUCGGCGGCCGGUGCUGCCAGUGCGGCCACGUGGCGCCGCCGGAGGAGGAUGUGGGGCGCCGCCCCUUGUCAUCUUGCCCGAUGUGCCGUCUCCCCGGCGACAUCAUCGGCUCCACCGCCGUGGUGGCGCUCCUCGUCCGCGACCUCAUCGUCGUCGCCAACUCCGGCGACUCCCGCGCCGUCAUCUGCCGCGACCACGGCUGCGCCGUCGCCCUCUCCACCGACCACAAGCCUGACCGUCCGGACGAGAUGCGGCGGAUCAUUGAGGCCGGAGGGCAGGUGAUCUUCAACAACGGGGUGCGUGUUCGAGGGAUCCUUGCCAUGUCCCGUGCAAUAGGGCACAGGAUCCUGAAGCCUGAAGUGAUCUGCGACCCAGAGAUCCGGCUGACGAGGAGGCUUGAAGACGACGACUGCCUGAUCCUCGCAAGCGACGGGGUGUGGGACGUAAUCUCGAACCAGAUGGCCUGCGACGUCGUCCGCCAAUGUCUCCAAGACGGGAGCCCACCGGACGUCGACCCCAUAGCAGCGCAAGAAGGCCAGCAGCAGCAGUCGACGCCUCGCUGCGACAUGGCCGCCGCCGCUCUCGGGAGGCUCGCCCUCGGCCGGGAGAGCUCCGAUAACAUCAGCGCCGUCGUCAUCGAUCUCAAGAUGAGGGAGUAGACCUGAUCGAGACCAACCGGCCUGCUGAUGAUCACCUCCGUCUUUGCAUGCAGCUUAAUAAGAAACUUUACAAACAAGAAGGUUACUUUCUGCAUAUGGGGUGAUAGAUCGAGGUGGAUCUAAUUGAGAUAAUUUCCUUUGUUCUUUGGAUCCUUUGGUUAAUUGAUUAGUACUAGCUCCUA
Brachypodium distachyon (stiff brome) is the source of this 1426-nucleotide messenger RNA. Its product is annotated as probable protein phosphatase 2C 37. The record is from RefSeq and is a predicted model, not a curated record. The transcript is spliced from 4 exons. Gene Ontology annotation, cellular component: nucleus; cytosol. Gene Ontology annotation, biological process: protein dephosphorylation. Gene Ontology annotation, molecular function: protein serine/threonine phosphatase activity; cation binding. Bases 69 to 1244 code for a protein of 391 amino acids. NCBI's taxonomy places the organism in Eukaryota, Viridiplantae, Streptophyta, Magnoliopsida, Poales, Poaceae.